Molecule: messenger RNA, 5222 nt
Organism: Ostrea edulis (European flat oyster)
Lineage: Eukaryota; Metazoa; Mollusca; Bivalvia; Ostreida; Ostreidae
Exons: 23
Coding region: 48-3239 (1063 amino acids)
Biological process (GO): protein phosphorylation; cell surface receptor protein tyrosine kinase signaling pathway; regulation of neuron differentiation
Cellular component (GO): signaling receptor complex
Molecular function (GO): transmembrane receptor protein tyrosine kinase activity; ATP binding; protein binding
Source: RefSeq, a predicted model, not a curated record
AGUUGUACACAUUAUAUUUAUUUUUCAUCUUCAGUGCAGAAGGCAUCAUGUCAGUUGACGAGUUCUUAGAUAGAAUGCCUAUAAUACAAAGAUUUAUUUUACAACCAUCGUCCUUGCGGCACGAGAAUGAAACUGUCGACUUCAUAACGUUCAGGAUGGAAAAUAUUUCUCUUGCGGUUCGAGGCAUGAGUGUAGACACCGUCAAAUUGGAAAUCCCACAGAAACUUGACAAUAUGACGAUGAAUGGCUUGCAAAGUGACAACACAGAAAUUGGUGAUUGUGUGGCGCAGUUUUGGGCGGCGUACGGAGAUGAAACAAAGUUGAAAAUGACGGACAGCAUCAGAUCAGAAUUAUUAAACCAAAAGCAAACAUCAACUACGAUAUGUGUAUAUGUGGUCAGGAACAUCGUAACAAAGGAUUAUCGAUACUAUAAAUCCCCAGCUUUGGUCAUCUAUUUGAGAGAUCCUGUGUGGAAAAUAUCUACCUGCAAACUUGGUGUAGAGUCCAAUCAUGGGGAUUUCAAUACCACAGUAGAAAUGACGUCAUCAGUCAUACUUGGAAGUGGUAAAUGCUGCAGUAUGAAUUUGAAUAUUCUGGACGUACGUGGGAUGGUUAAAGUUUUCAUUAAAAUCAAUGGUACUGAAGAGACACGCCUUAGAUUGUCCAGUAGAAAAGCAGAUGUACAAAAAUAUUUUAUUGGAAGGAAAACAGACAUUUUUAAAAUCGUUCUAAAUUACGACUCAAAUGCUUCGAAAUGUAGAAGACUAAAUAUUUCAUGGAAGAAUUGCAACUCCAUUAAAGAAGCAAUACGUACAACUCUCUCUGACUGGAGUUACAGGGAGCCAGACUUCACAAUAUAUGAUGACUUUUGUGACUGCAACAACCUCUCACUUCAAACAUUCUACUGCAAGGGCCCUGGAAAAGGGUUGGUUUUAAGAACCGCCAAACAACUAACGAGAAUAACAUCAAAUACCAGGACAAGCUCCAAUGUCCAGUGUCAUCUAUCGUUGGUGAUGACUACUACGUUUAAAACAUACAUUGGGAUAGCCAUCUUUUCUCACAAUGGAACCCGCUUUCACGUCUUCAAUCAAGAGAGGGAAGGAUUCUUGUACGAACAAUAUCGUCAAAGGUUCAACUUUCGAAUAGGACGCAUUGAAGACAAGUUUCAUGUACGAGUUGACCUCAAGCGUCUUGAGGGUUCCUCCUUGUUGGCUAUAGAAUCUGUGAAGCUCAAUAAUUGUUCGGGGAUAUCGAGAUCAGAUUCUCAAUUAAAUUGUUCACUAAGCGAAUACAAGUGUAAAAGUGGGGUAUGUGUUGAUAAGUGGAAAAGAUGUAACCUUGCAAAAGAUUGUUUCCAUGGAGACGACGAAGAGAACUGUGAAAGAGAUCUAGGGCGCUGGCAAUGUGAUUUUGACGUUUCAUCGAACAAGACAUGUAGCUUUCUGCAGUACAAAACGAACAGAUGUGGGAGAUUCAGAAUAAAGCAGGGAAGCUUGUAUGGUAGCCCAGGACCAGAACAUACAAACGCAAAAGAUAAAGGACAUAUGUUAUACAUGUACUAUGAUAAAAUUAUGUGUAGCAAACCGUUUGCAGAAAUACAAACACAACAGUUUCAGUCUGCUGUGUCCGACAUUGAAGGAAAUCAGUCUAACUGCACCAUGACAAUAUCAACUAAGGGGGCAAACAAAUGCUGGUGGUAUGUAUACCUCUGUCAGGAUUCCUGCACGAGAGUGGAAUUCCGUGGUAACGCAACGAAAGAAUGGAGAACGAAUGUAGUGACACUCCCUGUACACAAGGGCAGAAAUUAUGUGAAGAUUAAAGCGACCAGGAAGUGUUAUUGGAUGGCUGUUGAUGAUGUGUACUUUUCCCCAAGUUGCUUUGCAUCAGAUAUCCAUACUUCUGAUGUGUCGUGGUGGAUUGAAAUCUUCGUUCCUGUCGUAUGUUUAUUGGUGGCAAUAGAAAUUAUUGUAGUCUCUUGGGCAGUUUGCCAAAGGACUAUGUGUCAAGAGAGGGUUUGUGGCUGUCACAUAGGUUCUUGCUUCCGUAGAAAACAACCGGAAGUAGAAGAUUUUAUGCGGGAUAGCUGUGUUAUACCUAGUUCAAUAGCCAAAUACAAUGCUAUUUUAACGGAGAACAACCCAAACUAUACUUGGUUGUCAGAGCGGGUACUGAAUGAGUGUAUUAGGAAUAUUCCAUAUACGAAAGUUCGGUUAGAUUCAUUACUUGGUGAGGGGUCUUUUGGUAAAGUUUACAAAGGCAACCUCUUGAAGCAUGGCGACACAAAAGAUGACACCCCAGUGGCCGUGAAGAAAUUAUCUGCGGGAUCACAAAACGAAAGCAUAUCUGAUUUCUUAUUCGAAGCUCUUACAUUAAGUAAAUUUAAUCAUAAAAACAUAGUUCGCUGUUUGGGAAUCACGUCUGACCCUAACGGAGAAUUGCUGUUGGUAUUGGAGCUCAUGGAAGGUGGCGAUUUAAAGAACUAUCUGAGAAGGCAUAGUCAGAGAGAGGAUUUAAGCGUGCAAGAACUGUUGAAAAUUUCAGUAGACAUCGCACAUGGCUGUCAGUAUUUGGAAGAAAACAGAUUCAUACAUAGGGAUAUUGCUGCUAGAAAUUGCCUUUUAUCUACCGUUGACUCCAACAAAAUUGCCAAGAUUGGAGACUUUGGAUUUGCAAAAGACAUACACGGCUCUGAAUAUUACAAGAAAUCUGAAAUGGCAAUGGCCCCUGUUCGGUGGAUGCCAGAAGAAUCAUUUAAAGAUGGCAAAUUUUCCUCAAAAUCCGACGUUUGGGCUUAUGGUGUGUUAUUAUGGGAGAUCUUCUCGUUUGGAAAACUACCCUAUGAGGACCAAACGAAUGCUGAAGUGAUGGCAAAAGUUAUGAACGGGCACCGAUUGGGACAACCAAGGCUCUGUCCCAUACAAGUGUAUAACGUCAUGGGAGAAUGUUGGAAUACAGAGCCAGACAAGAGACCGUAUUUUAAGGCCGUAUUAACACUUUUGUCGUCGAUAUAUUCGCAUACAUUUUCCCAGGGCACUCGCCAGAAUACUAGUGGUAUCUUUUCUAGAAAGGUUAAACAGCGUUUGAACACGUACUCGUCACCAGAAGACACAGAAACAGUGACGUCACUUCUAGAUGGAGACUGUAAACCCUGCGUCACAGAAACAGUGACAUCACUUCUAGAUGGAGACUGUAAACCCUGCGUCACAGACAACGUCUUCAUGGAAAAUUUAUCUGCAUGAUCUCUGAUACCAUGCAUUUAACAACUACUGAUUUGGAACAAUGUCUGUCUCAACACUUAGCAUUCUUUCAAAUUUUCUUGUCCACAAAUGGCCAGUAUUAACAUUUUUAAAACUUUGACAACGAAACUGCUGAAUGCUGUAGAAAUAAUGUGUCACUUAAAAGAGAAUCGUGUGUAACACCAUGUAAAAUAGACAUGGUAAAACUAAACUAAAAUCGUGCUUUCGCUACAGAUUGUCAAAGUGUGCAUUCAAAUCCUUCUUGAUCACUGACUUGAAAUGAAUUUUUUCUUAAAGUUCUUACAAAUGGAUGACACAUGUUUUUUGGUUUUUUUUUAAAUGUUUACAUUAUAUUUUGUCAAGUUCCUCUGCAAUGUACAUUUUUGUUCUAGACUGGAAACAGAUAUUGUGUGAAUUAAAUUCCGGAAAUGUUUCAUAACACCUUUUAAGAUAAGGGACACUGGAUAUAUUUGUGUAUUGUGUCCUCUCGCGUUACGAAACAACGAUCGUUGUAUUUUCUAGUAUAUAAAAUCAUCAUUUCACAAUUUCAAUUGAAAUUGUUCGAAUACAAAUGCAAGUAAUGCUUUAUAUCUGACGUUCAAAUUUCUUAGAAUUCUGGAUUCCUAGUAUGUAUUGAACUCAAGGUUCCUUAGAAUCGUACAUGUGUAAGGUCAGUUUUUAAAUCGAAGCAAGCUACUGACGAACAAGUUGAUGGUGCAGGGGUUCCAACAGUCUCCUUUAAAAUCAGCAUUUCGCAAAUUCUAUGGUCGUUAUAACGAUCUAGUUUGCCAAUACAACCUAUCAUUAGGUCAAAUGCUGAUUUUGACUACGGAUAACUCCGUUUACUUGAUCAAGAUAUAGUGUGACCGGUCGACAUGGGAUGCUUACUCCCCCUAGGCACCUGAUCCCCCUCUGGUAUAUCCGGGUUCGUGUUUGCCCAACUCUCUAUUUGUAUUGCUUAUAGGAGUUAUGAGAUUGAUCACUGUUUGUUAUUUUCGCCUUACAUGUAUGUGUAUUCUAUAUUGAAUAUUAUCCGUCGAGCAGUAUACAUUGUAUAUGACGAGUUUAAAUUAUUCACGUUUCUUUGUUGCUUUGCAAAAUUUAUACAUAGAUACAAUUUCUAGAACUGUUUUUGAGCUCGCAAAAAGGUUGUCUGUAGAUCUUGUAGCAUUUUGAGCUUUUAAGAUUUUAGCAAGUUAUUUAAUAGCCUUAAGGAGUAAUCAAAAUAUUAGUGCAAACUUAUUUUUCAUCUUGAAUACUACAGGUACAAUAUGCAAAUAUAUUUACAUUCCAUCAUCAUUUUCUUAAGUCGACAUUCUGGAGGUAAUAGCAGGCUAGGACUAGGACUUCAUUGUAACAUCAUAAAGCCAAAACAGACAUCCAUGUUCAAAUAUUGCGUCACAUUUACUGAAGUGUGCAUAAAAAAUAGGAAUUUACAAGGACGUUUUUAAAGUAUUACAUUUCCCUUUUAUCAAAAUAUAAAUGAAAAAGCUGAUUAUUUUAAAAGAUCACGUGGUAUGAAUACCUCAUGAUGAGAAGGAUACAUUACAUAACGCGAAGUUGUACGUUACUCGUCACGUUGCAUUAAUAUAUUAAGCGAGGUCAUAAAGCGAGGUUUAAAAGAUGUCUUACUGUAUUUGAUGUUUAACAGUUAUAUUGUCUUAGACAAAAUCUGAAUGUUUUGCAAUACUUGCAGAUGUUAUUUUAAAAUAAUUAUGAUAUGAACAAUGAAGAUAUAUUGAUUUCCAUAACAUGUUGUCCCUGACAUUGUCUACGGCUUGCACUAUGAUGCUGAUCACCAUUAAUGUGAUAUUAUAGUACAUGUAUAAAGUAAAUUCGCUCUAUCUACUGUGUGAAGAGUAGUAUUGUGUUUUACAAAUUGAUGUAAUACUCAAUAUACUUAAUUCAAGGGCAUUAAACGAAAUUUUCUUUCUUAUAAUAGUAACAGUUUUCUGAACUAAUGUGUACGAAUAAAAUUCUGGAAAA